AUGACUGGGGUGAGCAUUGCCAGUUAUUAUAAGUCUCUGAUCAUGGUGCUACUAGCGCUCCUCGUCCGCGUCAGCCUGGCUGCCUCGCCGGCGACGGCCGCGGCCGGCCGGGCAGAGGAGGUGCACCUGGUGCCCGCGUUGUACGUGUUCGGCGACUCGACCGUGGACGUGGGCAACAACCAGUACCUGCCGGGGAACUCCGCGCUGCAGCUCCCCUACGGCAUCGACUUCCCGCACUCUCGGCCCACCGGACGGUUCAGCAACGGCUACAACGUCGCCGACUUCGUCGCGAAACUGUUGGGUUUCAAGAGGAGCCCGCCGGCUUACCUGUCCCUGACGCCGAGAACGAGCCGUCAGAUCUUGAGAGGCCUCCGCGGCGUCAACUACGCGUCCGGAAGGUCCGGCAUCCUCGACACCACGGGGAACACCAUCACGUUGACGAAGCAAAUCGAGUACUUCGCGGCCACCAAGUCCAAGAUGGUGGCGCACAGCGGCGGGCAGGGCUCGUCGUCCGUGGACGAGCUGCUGUCCAAGUCCCUCUUCCUCAUCAGCGACGGCAGCAACGACAUGUUCGCGUUCCUGCAGCGGAACGGGACGGCGAGCGAGGUGCCGUCCCUGUACGCGGACCUGCUGUCCAACUACACGCGGCACGUGCGGGCGCUCCACGACCUCGGGGCGCGGCGGUUCGGGAUCGUGGACGUGCCGCCGCUCGGGUGCGUGCCGUCGGUGCGGGCCACCUCCCCCGACGGCGCGUCCAGGUGCGUCGACGGCGCCAACGCGCUGGCGAGGGGCUUCAACGACGCGUUCAGGGCGGCGCUGGCCAACCUCACGGCCUCGGGCGCGCUGCCGGGGGCGCGCUACUCCGUGGGGAGCUCCUACAGCGUGGUCUCCUACUUCACGGCGCACCCGGGCGCCGCCGGGUUCAGGGAGGUGGCCAGCGCGUGCUGCGGCGGCGGGCGGCUCAACGCGCAGACCCGGUGCACGCCCAACGCCACCUACUGCUCCCACCGCGGCGAGUACCUGUUCUGGGACGGGGUGCACGGCACGCAGGCCACAUCCAAGAAGGGCGCCGUGGCUAUCUUCUCCGCGCCGCCGCAGAUGGGGUUCGCCGCGCCCAUCAACUUCAAGCAGCUGGUGUCUUCUUGA
Molecule: messenger RNA, 1146 nt
Organism: Miscanthus lutarioriparius
Lineage: Eukaryota; Viridiplantae; Streptophyta; Magnoliopsida; Poales; Poaceae
Source: the annotation of a GenBank genome assembly